UGGGGGGUAAAUUCAGAGAGGGGAGGGAAGGGAAAGAGCCAGAAGCGAGCGAACAGCUGGAUUGAUUCCCCUGCUGGCAUUAGGGUAUAUUACAGCCUUUAACAUCCUGUCCUGCACUGUUCUCUCCCUAGCUUUUCCAGCCUGCUUCUCUGAGAGAAUCUGACACCCCAGACAGCAGAGGGCUGCUGGGGGCAAAUGGGAUCGUGGUGGCAAUUCCUUCUCCUAUCCAUCCCAUUGUCGCUGCCUGGAGACUUAGAUUACCUGGAAGGAAAUGGGGGCUGGCUGACGAACAAGUAUUUGGCUCUGAUGGAAGAAGACCACUGCACGGUGGAGAGGAGAGAUGCUUCCCUGACCUACUCCCAGUUCAUAGACCAAUAUGCCUUUUCCAGGCCUGUUGUUAUCCAGGGAAUCACGGACAACUCGGAAUUCCAGGCGCUCUGCACGAGGAACAAGCUGCUGGCAGAGUUCGGGGACCGCCUGGUGCGUCUCAGCACUGCUAACACCUACUCCUACCGUAAAGUGGAUGUGCCAUUCCAGGAAUACGUGGAGCACCUGCUGGAGCCUCAGGACCUGGCCUCCCUGGGCAGUGACACACACUAUUUCUUUGGAGACAAUAACUUCACAGAGUGGGGCUCCCUCUUCCAGAAAUACUUGCCACCUCCAUUCCAGAUUCCAGGCACCAGCGGGGCCUACAGCUUUGGGAUCGCUGGCUCCGGUUCUGGGGUUCCCUUUCACUGGCAUGGCCCGGGUUACUCAGAGGUGAUCUUCGGCAGAAAGCGCUGGUUUCUGUAUCCCCCCGAGAAAACCCCCGAGUUCCACCCCAACAAGACAACUCUAUCCUGGCUGCUGGACACAUACCCAUUCCUGCCGCCAGAGGACCGCCCUGUGGAGUGCACCAUUCACCCUGGUGAGGUCAGUCCUGCACCCCGGGGCCCAGUGAGCCAGCCAGCCCACCCCCUGCUGCAGCUGCUCAAGGGACCUGUAGAGUGCAUCAGCUUGGAACGCCAGGGGCUUUGUGUCCGGAGAGAGAGGGGAGAUUCGCUCGUGCUGCACAAGCAGAAGGGACCCUGACACAACAGUGUCUGGGAACCCCGACACAACAGUGUCUGGGAACCCCAGUGCUGAAGCUGGGCUGUCAGAGGACCAGGAAUCCCAACGCCAGCACUUCUGCACCAGAGCCAGGCCGCACAGUGACCAGGCAUGCACACCAGCACAAGCAGCUGUAAGAUUCCUGACACUGUUGCUUUCCAGACAGAAGGCCAGCUGUCACAGGAUUAGGUCCUGGGCUGGACUGGAAGGGGCCACGUCCCCUGAUGCUGGCAUUACCAUGCGGGAGGCCAACUGGGAGGUGUAAUGGGUGGGGCAGGGGAGAAAAGCAUGUAGAGUUACAGGCAGUGCCCAGCCAGGCCAGAAGGGGGAGCAGAGCUCAAGAGCCAGCCGGUAAAUGUGCAGAGAGAAGUGUUGGAUUAAAGCUCAGCAGAGAGAGGAACGAUGGGCCGGUGGAUUGGGCACUAGCCCAGGAUUUGGGAGAUUGGGGUUUGAUUUCCUGCUCUGCUCUAGGCAUCCUGUGUGAACCUGGGCAAGUCCUGUAGCCUCUCGGGGGGCAGGGGGAAUACAUUAGAGAUUGCAAGGCGCUCAGAUACUGCCUUGAUGGGGGCCCAACAGGUACAUGUCAGGGCUGGCAUCUGUUCCUAGCUGGCUAUCUGAUGUUACACAGAUAGCCAGUCUCUCUGGGCCUCAGCUGGGAAAUGUGGACAGCACUUCCUACCCUCUGGGACUGUGGUAGGGCUCACUUGGCAAUGCUGAGGGGCUCAAAUACUAGGGAGAUGGGUGUUCUAAAGAACCCUGAAUGUGACAGAGGAUCUGAAAGUCUUGUCUGUCAGAGGAUCUCAAAGCACUAUCUAUAAAUAGAUGUGCACACACUCUUAAGAAUUCAGCCACACACUCUAGCUCGGGAAGGAGGUCAGUAUCGGUGAUUUUGGCCUAGCCUAGCUGUAGAAGCUAGCUUACACGUGGGAGCAGGCAGCAGCUUUCUGCAGCACAGGAUCUGAUGAUCCUUCUCGCAGGGCAGGGCUGAGGCCUGCAUGAAGCACCAGCAAUUGAAAGGAGCUUGGGAGUGCCAAACCCUGCCAGUAGAGGGUCCUAGUCUGAUGCAGGACAAGCAUGAGUAGCAGCAUCCAGACAGCCCUAGCUGCAGCUUGAAUGCCACUCCCAGCAGGGAUUUUCAGAAAGGAGGGGCCUUGCAAUGGUCGGGGGGGGGGGGGGGGUAAAGUGCACGAGCCAGCUGGUGAAUGAAUAGGGAGACUGGGCUCCUGAUUAAGGCCCAGCAUCUGCUCAGAGAAAUGACACACUGAGCCCUGCCUUUGCUUUAACUAUGACCCUCUAGUUCUGAGCACUAAACAGAGCAUGUGGCCCUUGCCUAGAACAUACGCAGAGGCUAAACCACAAUGCCUGGGGGAGCUAGAGUCCACAUGGACACACAGCACAGCUCCCUCUGACUCAGCCUGCCACUGUCCCACAAAUUAAUCCUCCCCCACAAAUUAGCUAUUGAGUGGACAAGCCUAUUCAGAGGCAUUACAAUGUAGGCAAGUGGCCAGUCAGCCUCGGAGAAGCUCUCACUGGAAGCUAAGGUCACAGUUGAAAGCCCAGGCUGCCAGCCACUUUCUACAGGUAGAGCCCACACAAGAGGGCAGCUGUAUCAAGGCUGCGUGGCGAGUGAAGGACCAGGCAAGCAGCUCCCCCUCCCCUGCUUCUGUCUCCU
Molecule: messenger RNA, 2761 nt
Organism: Chelonia mydas (Green sea turtle)
Lineage: Eukaryota; Metazoa; Chordata; Testudines; Cheloniidae
Gene: JMJD8
Product: jumonji domain containing 8
Exons: 8
Coding region: 196-1071 (291 amino acids)
Cellular component (GO): cytoplasm
Source: RefSeq, a predicted model, not a curated record